CAUCUUUGAGCUUAAAAAUAAAAAAGUCGCCUUUUUAAGUUCCUCUCUCUCUAUUCACCACUCAAACUGGUUCCCCAAAAAGCUCAAACGAAUCCUCUUUCUCCCUCCACACCAGCCGCUCUAUUAUACUCGCUUCGUCUCCUGCUACUGCUACUCCGCGCACCCCCACCCACCAUUCGCUCAGCAAAAGCCCAAUUUUUGUGGUCCUCGCGGAAGCGGUUCCCCUCCCCAUGGACCGCUCCGGGGCGCGGCGGGCGCACUCGGUGUCGCCGCGGCGCUCGCCGGCGGCGGGGUCGUCGGCGGCGGCGGCGCCGCCGACGAGGUGGCGGAGCGGGGGGUUCGAGGCGGCGUGGCGGAAGGGCUCGGCUUCGUUCGGGCACUCCUCUUCGCGGCUGCAGCGGGAGAGCCGCGAUCCUGGCGGCGGCGCCGCCGCGGCGGCCGGAGGGGGUUUGGGGCUGUCGGAGAAGCAGUGCCUUAGCAUUCUACAGUCGAUGGGGCAAUCGGUUCACAUCUUCGAUCUCGAGGGCCGCAUAAUCUACUGGCUCAAGUGGGAAAAUUUCGUGUUCGUCGCCUCAAUGGAUAUGUUGUUUGUAGGGAGUCACUGUGGAUCCCUAACUUUAGGGUCCAUUUGGGUGUACGGCGUGAGCUUUUGCGCAAGUGGUUUGACGUGCAAUCGUGAUUUCGCACAGAACCGAUCUGCAGAAAACCUUUAUGGUUACCCUCCGUCAGAGGCUUUUGGCCAGGACGCCAUCAACCUACUUGUUGAUCCCCGCGACUUUCAUAUGGCGAGAAAUAUUAUCGACCAUAUAACUAUGGGCGAGAAUUGGACUGGGAAGUUUCCGGUGAAGAAUAAGUCAGGGGAAAGAUUUUUAGCUAUUUCCACAUAUACCCCUUUCUAUGAUGAUGAUGGUACUUUGGUCGGUAUCAUUUGUGUGUCAAGCGAUGCCCGCUCCCUUCAAGAAAUGGAUGCACCUUCAAACUAUACGAAGCCCCAAAUAAGAGGUGGUUCUGAUUAUCAACCUCUCCAAGUUGCUAUUGCUUCUAAAAUAACAAAUUUGGCUAAUAAGGUCACAAACAAAGUUCGUUCUCGUAUUAAGAUGGGCGAGAAUGGCACAGAACGUGAAAGUGGUUUUGGUGAUAGCCAGAAUUCUGAUAAUGAUGGUAGUUGCACAGACCACAAGGAGGACACAGCAUCUAGCGGUGCAAGCACACCAAGAGGAGGUGUACCACCAUGUCCUUUCGGUGUACCCUCUUCAAGUGUGGAUGAAAAAUCUCCUAAAAAGGAACCCAAAAGUAAUAAUGAGGCCGAUGGAAAAGCAGGGAUCCACAAGAUUAUAAGCUCAAAAGCGGAGGCUUUAUUUGCCAAAAAAGGGAUAUUAUGGCCAUGGAAAGCGAAUGAGAAUGACAAAAAUGAUGGCAAGACUCGUUCGUCGUGGCCUUGGCUACAUGGUGAACAAGAGAAUGAUCAAAAUAACAAAAAGGCUUCCGAGUCUAGUGAAAAGGCAAAAAACCAAAUGGGUGAAAGCAAUAGAACAUUCAACAAUGAGGCAUCAGGGUCGUGGUCUUCUUUUAAUGUUAAUAGCUUAAGCAGUGCUAGCAGCGGAGGAAGCACUAGUAGCAGUGCUAUCCAUAGGGUGGAUUCGGAAACCGACUGCUUAGAUUACGAGAUUUUGUGGGAGGAUCUUAUAAUCGGAGAACAAAUAGGUCAAGGUUCUUGUGGAACAGUAUAUCGUGCUCUGUGGUAUGGCUCGGAUGUGGCGGUUAAAGUGUUUUCAAAGCAGGAAUAUUCGGAUGACGUGAUACUAUUUUUUAAACAAGAGGUAUCAUUAAUGAAAAGGCUAAGGCACCCGAAUAUACUUCUCUUCAUGGGUGCUGUUACCUCUCCUCAACGUCUUUGCAUCGUGACAGAAUUGCUUCCACGUGGGAGUUUGUUUCGGUUGCUUCAAAGGAACGCUGCCAGGCUGGAUUGGAGACGGCGCAUUAACAUGGCUUUGGAUGUUGCACUGGGUAUGAAUUAUCUUCAUCAUUGCAACCCACCUAUUAUUCAUCGUGAUUUGAAGUCGUCAAACCUGUUAGUCGAUAAGAAUUGGACAGUGAAGGUCGCCGACUUCGGUCUUUCGCGUCUGAAGCAUGAAACUUUUUUGACAACCAAUAAUGGGAAAGGAACUCCACAGUGGAUGGCUCCGGAAGUUCUUCGAAACGAACCUUCAGAUGAAAAGUCCGACGUGUACAGCUUUGGGGUGAUAUUGUGGGAACUUGUAACUGAGAAGAUCCCUUGGGAGAACCUCAAUUCAAUGCAGGUUAUUGGAGCUGUGGGGUUCAUGGAUCACAGGCUGGAGCUUCCGAAUGAUUUGGAUCCUCAAUGGGCUUCAAUUAUCGAGAGUUGUUGGCACAGCGAGCCAGAGCGGCGGCCAACGUUUCAAGAACUACUGGAAAGAUUCAAAGAUUUACAAAGGCAACAUGUGCACUUGCAGCGAUCGGCAGCAGCAGAUAAAAAGCAGGCACUGGCAAAAUUGAGUGUUCAAGAUUGAUGGUCGGCGUCUGCACGCUUGUUCGAUAACUGGCCCUAAAUUUGUUUGGUCAUAAAUCCGUUUGCGAAAAAUGUAGAGUCCUAUGUGGUUCUUUUUGUGAUAUUAUUUGUAGCAGCGGUACGCUCUUUUUAGUUUUUACGACUCGGAGCCAGUUAUCUCUUUCCAUCAACUACAACGCCGUCGGUCAUGAUCCACAGGGCAGAGACUCGCCACCAACACGAUCGUGGGCAUCCUAAUCCACAAACAGAGACAUUGGUCCGAAGUUGUAAAAAUAGACAAUGACGAGGAAAAGAAGUGCACAGGAACAAUGAAAUAUAAUAAGUGAGACUGUUUUGGAGAAUUCUUCCGUUCUUUUUUCUUCUCGCGAAUUGGUCGGGCUUCGUCGGAUUAACAAAAAAAAUGUUUAUGCUUUUGCAAUUUAAGGCUUCUGGUGGGUAUUGAUGGGUAGUAGGGUUAAGCUUGUUUGUAUUUUCACCAGAUUCCUCUUCAGCUGUAAACAAUUUUUAAGUGUAUUUUGUGUCAUUAUACACUAAGGUUGUACAUGUUUAUUAGGAACAAAUUCUCGUGCAAGAUUCUUAUUUUAGGACUCAUUGAAGUUUUUCUUUGUUUAGAUUGUGUUUGAUUGUCACUGAACUUACUAUUGUAAAGAUUUGAUUGGAUCAUCUUAA
This is a messenger RNA of Ananas comosus (pineapple), 3199 nucleotides long. Its product is annotated as dual specificity protein kinase shkB. Bases 231 to 2531 code for a protein of 766 amino acids. The transcript is spliced from 15 exons. The record is from RefSeq and is a predicted model, not a curated record. NCBI's taxonomy places the organism in Eukaryota, Viridiplantae, Streptophyta, Magnoliopsida, Poales, Bromeliaceae. Gene Ontology annotation, molecular function: protein kinase activity; ATP binding. Gene Ontology annotation, biological process: protein phosphorylation.